AUGGCAAUCCCAAUCGAAGAAUGGUAUUAUGAAGUACCCGUAAUAACAAGGACAUAUGCAACGGCUGCUGUUUUGAUAAGCUUGGCUGUACAAGUUGGAUUCGUGACUCCAUUUCAAUUAUAUUUAAACUUUGAUCAGACUUUUAAUGGUCGUCAGAUUUUGUUAAUUUUAUGGAAAAAUAACAGAGUAAGAUAUAGUCGUAUGUUGGAGGAAGGUUCAUUUCGUGGACGUACAGCAGAUUAUUUUUGGUUAAUAUUUAUAUCGGCAGUUGCUUUACUCUGUCUAUCACCACUUACAAAUAUACCAUUCUUAGGAUCGCCGCUUGCAUUUACAUUAGUUUACAUUUGGUCACGGAGAAAUCCUUUUAUAAGAUUAAAUUUUAUUGGACUAUUCGUAUUUGGUGCACCGUAUCUUCCAUGGGUUUUACUUGGAUUUUCACUUUUGUUAAAUAAUGUAUUUCCUAUAGGUGAUACAUUGGGAAUUAUAAUUGGUCAUAUAUAUUAUUUCUUUGAGGAUGUUUGGCCACAUGAAAGGAAUAGUGGCGGUAGACGUUGGUUAAAGACACCACAAAUAAUUGUACGGUUAUUUGAAGGAGGUCAAACAAAUACAACUGAUGGUAUAACGACUGAAAAUGAAAUAGCUUUUGCUGAGGGAGUAGGCGAACAUGGAGAUCAAGCAAUUGCAGAAGAAUUAGCAGCUAAAUAUAAUAAUGUCACUCAAACAGCAAUCUCUAAAAUUUUUAAAAAUAAGGAUAAAUAUCUUGCUUUAGAUUCAGAAACAACAGACUUAAAUAAAGAAAGAAAUUGUCAAGCUGCAUUUCCUGAAAUUGAAGAGAUUUCACAGGGUGAUGGUGGUGUGGACAUUGAAAUUCGCGAUUUUGAAGGUGUGCUAUCAAGGUACCCUGAAUAUACUUUAGGGAUUUUCGUUACAUCUCUCAAAGAUGGUUAUUCUAAUCCAGCAAUACAAAGAAAGGAAACAUCAGAAUAUAAAAUUUUGCUCUCAAAUAUAUACGAUCUACGUCAAGACCUCCCCGCGUUUAUACCAAAAGAUAGUAUUAUUGAAGCAAGAUUCAUCACCAUAGAAGAAAGGCUCCAUUCGAUAGAAGAAAAAUUUAAAUUUUUUGCAAGUAAGAUUAGAGAUGGUCAAAACCGAAUGAUAGAUAACCAAAACCAAAUGAUGGACGACCAAAACCGAAUAAAAUCUAAUCAA
Entrophospora sp. SA101 is the source of this 1209-nucleotide messenger RNA. The record is from the annotation of a GenBank genome assembly. NCBI's taxonomy places the organism in Eukaryota, Fungi, Glomeromycota, Glomeromycetes, Entrophosporales, Entrophosporaceae.